AUGUCGACAGCUGCUGCAAACCCUACACUUCCUCUAUCAAUAUUUGUUACACCAGCUAAUGAUAGCCUGACUCGAGAAGAAAUAUCACACUUGCAACAGCUUGUUCGAGACCUUGUUCAAGGCGAUACAAAUUUGCCAGGAGGUGUUGACAGCGCGGAUGGGUUUGACCAGAUCCCCUAUAUCAUCAAGCAGAUUUUCCAAACCGGCCGUGAAGAUGCAUUUGGUGAGCAACUCAAUUACUAUUGCUCUAGAAAGGAAGCUGAAAUUGAACGCAUGUGCAACUUGCAUUACCAGGAGUUUGUUCAAUCUGUGGAUCAGCUGUUGAAAGUGAGGGCUGGUACAGCAACAAUGAGAGAUAAAAUUAAAAUCAUGAACGAAGACAUGCAAACUGCGGGUUCAAAAAUUGUUGAAAAGAGAUCUGAAUUGAUUGAAAACAGACGCACCAUACUGAAUAUCGAGAUGGCGCUUGAGACCAUGCAAUCUUGCCUGUUUGUUUUGGAUAUUGCCAAUCGUGUAAGUGUUCAAGUCGGCAAUCGCAAAUACUACUCUGCUCUACGUAUGCUUGAUGAGCUAAAAACUACACAUUUGGCAUUGGUGAAUCAGUACUCAUUUGCUGCACAAAUGAAUGAUUGGGUUCCAUAUAUGCAAAACUCGAUUCGCGAAGCAGUUAUAUCCGAGUUGAAUCAGUGGACCGUUACUGUAAAGGAAAUGACAGACACUGUUGGAAGAUUAGCUAUGGAGUUGACGGCCAUGAGACAAGAUCGUGCAAGCGAAAUAUUGGCCAGCAGCAAAUAUAUCAGCAAGUCGGGUCGUAAUCUGAACAUUGGCACAUCAAUGGAACUGGCAAUCAAUGAAGAAUACGAUAUGGAUGCGUUAGACAACGAAGAUGUUCAUUUGGAUUUUACUGCAUUAUUUCAGUGUAUUCAUAUUCAUGAUGUACUAGGAAAGCGUGCACAAUUCAAGGCAGAGUACGAAGAAAAUCGUAGACUCCAGAGUGAAAUCAUAAUUGGCACAGUGUUUUCGUUAAAGGACGGCGAUAUUUCUGGAUUUGAAAAAUACAUUCAGCAAAUAUCGGGAUUUUUUGUCAUUGAGGCUACUGUUAUUAGUGCAACUGCCGACUUUCGAUCGCGUGCAGGUGUGGAAGCACUUUGGGAAAUGGCAGUGAGCAAAAUGAAUGCACAUAUUGGAGAAUGCUUAAGAGAUUGCACCAUUCCCGAACUAUUCCUAGAUAUCAAGAUGUGUGUUGUAGCGUUUAUUCAAACUAUGGAAGUGUAUGGAUUUUCUGUAACAUCGGUCACAGAUCUUAUGGUGUCUUUGGUAGACAGAUUUGCUGAAGUCAAAAAACUACAGUGCUGUGAGAAAUUACUCAAGGUGAUUGAGGAGGAAGAUGAUUACAUGCCAGUGGUAGUGAAUAACUCUGACGAUCUGGAUCAAGUAAACAAAGCGUUUCAACUUCCAAGCGACUAUUUUAAAAAUCCGACAAAACUUACUGGUGGAGCUGAAACAAUUUUAUUUCCCAAAAUCUUGCCAUUUUCAAAAGGCUUUUACAAGUGCUGUCAAUAUGUCAAAGAUUUUAUUUACGACUACUACCGUUUUGCAGACGGAUUUUCUCAGCAAAGCUACGAGAUGGAUGAUCUGCUCAAAAAAAGCUUGGAAAAUUUACUAGUCCAAAAUCUAAACGGUGCUUUAAUGAAAAAGAUUGGAAGUACAAGUCUAUCUUUGGUGAUCCAGAUUAUGAUCAAUUGCCAAUGGUUUGAAAAGGCUUGUGGACAGUUUGAAGAAAUGCUACAAGAACAGAGGAGUGUAUACAAGGAAGUGCGAGUUGUUCUUCAAGUUGCCCAGAUAUUUGAUGAAACUCGCGCAAUUGCCGAAAAACGAGUUUUUGAAAUUGUGAAUACAAAGAUUGAUGGGUUUCUUGAAGUUGCCGAUUAUGAUUGGGAUGCAGCACAAGCUGCUAAUGCACCAAGCGCUUAUCUCACAGAUCUGGUGGAUUACCUCACGACUGUGGUGUCUUCUACUUUAUCUUUGCUACCAAGUGCAACCAAGGCGUAUGUUUACUUUGAAGCGUUUGAUCACUUAACAGCAUCCCUAAAAAGCAUGCUGUUGGAUCCUCAGCUCAAGCGAGUGACUAUUGCGGUUUUACACACUCUCGACAUUGAUAUUGGAUAUCUAGAAACGUUUAUUAAACAAUUGAACGACACUAAUGCAGGCGAUGCGUUCACGGAACUCCGUCAGCUAAUCAAUUAUGGAAAAUCAGAGAGUUACGAAGAUAUAUUGGUGCCAGCCAUUCGCAACAAAAAGUAUUCGCGAGUUGACAUGAAUGAUGCAGUGACGAUUCUUGAAAAACUCAAAAACUUUGAUACGUCGUACUUUUCGAAAGCGUCAUCGGCGGAAAAGCAGCUCAAGAAGGACAUUGAAAAUGCAAUACGCCUUAUCAAAAAAUAAGAAUAUUUCCAAGGAUUACAAAAUAAAAGAUAGUAACGAUAUG
This is a messenger RNA of Batrachochytrium dendrobatidis JAM81, 2488 nucleotides long. RefSeq lists its product as uncharacterized. Gene Ontology annotation, biological process: exocytosis; Golgi to plasma membrane transport; intracellular protein transport. The coding region runs from base 1 to 2445 and encodes 814 amino acids. NCBI's taxonomy places the organism in Eukaryota, Fungi, Chytridiomycota, Chytridiomycetes, Rhizophydiales. The record is from RefSeq and is a predicted model, not a curated record. Gene Ontology annotation, cellular component: exocyst; membrane. The transcript is spliced from 16 exons.